Molecule: messenger RNA, 408 nt
Organism: Spirometra erinaceieuropaei
Lineage: Eukaryota; Metazoa; Platyhelminthes; Cestoda; Diphyllobothriidea; Diphyllobothriidae
Source: the annotation of a GenBank genome assembly
AUGCUCUACCGUGGCGACGUUGUUCCGAAGGAUGUGAACGCUGCCAUCGCGACAAUCAAGACGAAGAGGACAAUCCAGUUUGUGGAUUGGUGUCCAACCGGUUUCAAGGUCGGCAUCAACUACCAACCGCCGACUGUGGUGCCAGGCGGUGAUCUGGCAAAGGUUCAGCGAGCCGUCUGCAUGUUGAGCAACACGACGGCAAUUGCGGAGGCCUGGGCACGUCUGGAUCACAAGUUUGAUCUGAUGUACGCGAAGCGUGCCUUUGUGCAUUGGUACGUCGGUGAGGGUAUGGAGGAAGGAGAGUUUUCGGAGGCCCGUGAGGAUCUGGCAGCCCUGGAGAAAGACUAUGAGGAGGUUGGCGUUGAUAGUGUGGAGGCGGAGGGUGAAGAAGAGGGCGAGGAGUAUUAG